Molecule: messenger RNA, 509 nt
Organism: Ictidomys tridecemlineatus (thirteen-lined ground squirrel)
Lineage: Eukaryota; Metazoa; Chordata; Mammalia; Rodentia; Sciuridae
Gene: Ndufb4
Product: NADH:ubiquinone oxidoreductase subunit B4
Cellular component (GO): mitochondrion; respiratory chain complex I
Source: RefSeq, a predicted model, not a curated record
GCGUUUCCGAUUGCCGGGGGCGGGCCUCAGCCACGCAGGCGCAGUUGCGCCAGGGCGCCAAGAUGUCGUUUCCAAAGUAUAAGCCCUCGCGUCUGGCCACUUUACCCCCUACCCUCGACCCCGCCGAAUACGACAUAUCUCCGGAAACCCGGAAGGCGCAAGCCGAGAGGUUGGCCAUAAGAGCCCGGCUUAAACGGGAGUAUCUGCUUCAGUACAACGACCCCAAUCGCCGAGGGCUCAUCGAAGAUCCUGCCUUAAUUCGUUGGACCUACGCAAGAUCAGCAAAUAUCUAUCCAAAUUUCAGACCCACUCCCAAGAACUCACUCUUAGGAGCUCUGUUUGGAAUUGGACCCCUCUUCUUCUGGUAUUAUGUUUUUAAAACUGAUAGAGAUAGGAAGGAAAAACUUAUCCAGGAAGGAAAAUUGGACCGAAAAUUUAAUAUCUCCUAUUAAGUCUGGGAAUGAUGACUAAUAUAUUCUUGCUUAAUAAAUCUUCUAAUAAUCAUUAAA